GUGCUGUUUGUUCUGGGCAGAGACCGAAGCGUGGAAAGUGCUGAAAAAGCACAGUGCCCUCUUUAACCGGGACCUGAGAGGUGAGACCCGCGGCAGCUGCCGCGGCCAGGGAAAGAAGAUGGCCAAUGCCGGGUCCUUCGGCGUGAAGCUGGAGAAGUCUGUCAGGCGCCUUAGGGAGCAGUUUCAUGGCAGCAUAUCUGUGGCAAAGGCAAAUGUCUUAAUGGAGAGAUACAACCACAAUCACGACUUGGUCUCUUCCUGGCUGGUUAAACAAAUGGAUGAGCUCAGAUUAGAAAAUGAAGAUGGGAGCCAAGCAGACCCAGCUGUCCAGGAUGGACAGAAUGCCUUGAAGGACAGAGAUAUUCAGGAGGUGGCUACCACCAUGAGCUUAUUACCCCUGACAGAGAAAAAUCUGCGCAUGUUGGAUGAUGCCCAGAAAGGCCAAAUUGGCAAGGAGGACUGUCAGUUUGCCUGCAGAAUGUGUGAUCACAUGUGGUGGCGCCGGGUACCUGAGCGCAAAAAGGUGUCCCGAUGCCGGAAGUGCAAGGUGAAAUAUGACCCAGUGCCCAAAGACAAGAUGUGGGGGAAAGCUGAGUUCCAUUGUUUACAGUGUGGUCAUACCUUCACGGGUUUUGCCCAGAUGGGAACUCCAUCCCCAUGCUUCCACUGUGGCAGCCCUGUCCUCCCAAGUCGAAUCCUCCCCCCACGCCGAUCCCAGACUGAGAGAGUCACCAAAAACACACACCGAUGCUCUGCUGAGAACUGCUACAACAGACAAGGACCCUACACCCCAGGAGCCUGCUGUGUGCACCCUAAGACCCGGCAACAAAACAAUAUGCCUACUGUCUUGUUCCCAAGUGCCGUCCACGAGAGCACUGGCUCCACUGUGGCCACCUGCCUUAGCCAGGGCAGCCUCAUUGAGGACCUGGACAACUUGAUCCUGGAGGACCUCAAAGAGGAAGAAGAAGGAGGGGACGAUAACUAAGAACCUUCAGUCACCCUUCCUACCCUGCAAUCCCCUACAGACCUGGAGGACCAGUGUUGACCUAUGGGACCAAGAGAAGUUGGGAGUGGGUCCUCAGCUGUGGUCUGCAGAAAGUCUGAGGUCACUCAGGGGAAAGCCUCAAGUUACUCAGGCCUCUCCCUGUGAUAGGAGUGCACAUAUGUGGAAGGCAGGUGAGGGCCCGCUAAUGUGGGAGACCCCCUACCCACGGGCCAUAUACACAGACAUAUGUUAUGAUGCUAGCAUUUUAUAUGUCAUGUUCAAAGUAAUAAAGAGACGUGCCUAUUUCUAAA
Molecule: messenger RNA, 1296 nt
Organism: Antechinus flavipes (yellow-footed antechinus)
Lineage: Eukaryota; Metazoa; Chordata; Mammalia; Dasyuromorphia; Dasyuridae
Gene: SHFL
Product: shiftless antiviral inhibitor of ribosomal frameshifting
Exons: 8
Coding region: 119-985 (288 amino acids)
Biological process (GO): innate immune response; viral translational frameshifting
Molecular function (GO): ribosome binding; sequence-specific mRNA binding
Source: RefSeq, a predicted model, not a curated record